This is a messenger RNA of Cryptomeria japonica (Japanese cedar), 1078 nucleotides long. Its product is annotated as transcription factor MYB3. NCBI's taxonomy places the organism in Eukaryota, Viridiplantae, Streptophyta, Pinopsida, Cupressales, Cupressaceae. The transcript is spliced from 3 exons. The record is from RefSeq and is a predicted model, not a curated record. The coding region runs from base 23 to 1018 and encodes 331 amino acids.
UAAAAUACGCAACAAUCAAAAGAUGGUAAGAACGCCAUGUUGCUCAUAUGUAGGAAUGAAAAGGGGGCCUUGGACCCCAGAAGAAGAUCUUCGCUUGACAAAUUAUAUCCAAAUUCAUGGAGUAGGGAAUUGGCGAACUCUUCCUAUGAAAGCAGGCUUGCUGCGUUGUGGAAAGGGGUGCAGGCUGCGCUGGAUGAAUUAUCUUCGUCCUGAUGUCAAGCGUGGUCAUAUCUCACCAGAUGAAGAAGAAAUGAUAAUAAGACUUCACAAGUUGGUUGGCAAUAGGUGGUCGUUGAUAGCAGGUCGCAUCCCAGGUAGAACUGACAAUGAAAUUAAAAAUUACUGGAACACUCAUCUGAGAAAGAGGUUUGCUCCGAGCAAAACGGAGCCUGCUCAUAAAGAGCAAAACUUUCAACACAAAAAUGGUUCUGCAGCCUCUCGCAUUAAUGAUAUAGCCAGGACUCUCUUGCCAACCGAUGAAGAUUAUAAUGGAAAAGAAUACGGUUCUCAAGAGGAAGUAGAACCCAUUCAGAAUUUCGAGCAGAAAUGUAAUGUUUCUGAUGCUCAGACCGCCAUUAAUGAUUUCAGCUAUGUCCUCAACAAUGCGCGUAGUGCGCCAUGGCCUUACGGGAACCAGCAGUCUUCAUCAAUGGCGAUGCCAUGUAACUUUGGAGCGCCAUUCAAUUCUGUAACAGCCACUUCAGCAGGUAAUGUAAACAUAACAGACAUGUUCCUCACACGGUACAUAAACUAUGUUGAGAAUCUAGCAGGGGGUGAAAGCAAUAUGCAAUUAUACAGCCCAAUGCUAACAGCAGAGUACAGCACUCAAUUUCCUUCAUGUGGAAAUGAAAUUAAUGAUGCUCCCACAGUUGAUUAUCUUAACAUGACGGGAGUAAUGAGUGGGAAAGGUAUGAUUGUUAAUUCAAAUACAGCACAGUUUUGGGAGUCCUCCUCUGCUUUGUCUGAUUGGUACUACCCACUGAAUGGUUCUUCUUUUAAUGUUGAAGACUACUGCUAAUAGAUUCAGAAUACCCUAAAGUUUCUCAAAUUUUGUGGGACUGAUUGUACGUGACGGUGU